Gymnodraco acuticeps is the source of this 3146-nucleotide messenger RNA. RefSeq names its product zinc finger protein 567-like. Gene Ontology annotation, molecular function: DNA-binding transcription factor activity; RNA polymerase II cis-regulatory region sequence-specific DNA binding. Bases 225 to 1397 code for a protein of 390 amino acids. Lineage: Eukaryota; Metazoa; Chordata; Actinopteri; Perciformes; Bathydraconidae. Gene Ontology annotation, biological process: regulation of transcription by RNA polymerase II. The transcript is spliced from 4 exons. The record is from RefSeq and is a predicted model, not a curated record.
UCGCAAACCAGGAAGCCCUGUGAUACAACACAGCUGACUGGAUGCAGCUGACCGGUUACAUCCGCCGGACACACGUCAUGUGUGUUACAUUUAUUUAGGUCCCACGUUGCGAGUACCGUUAGCUCAAAUUAGCUUCGGACACAGUUCAUUAUUGUUAUACCGUUUGGCGUUUGAAUCGUAUUCAUACUUUUUAUUGUGAAUAGUUGUUACAGCCAGGAGCUACCAUGGCGAGCCGCGUCUCUUUACACUCGCAGCUCACCUCCAUCAUGGAAACAUUGGCCAUGUCCGCCCUGAAGCAGGUCUGUAAGGUGGUGGAUGAAGACUCUGCGGAGCUCCAUGUGGGGUUCUCUCUGCUCAUGGCGGCGAAUUCAGCCCUGAAAGAGAAAGUCAACAGUCUGGAGUGCGAGCUGGCCACUAUGAGAAGUGUGUUGUGUAAAAGUAAGCGCAGCGUCGGCGUGCAAACUGUCUGCCAUAAGGACGGGGACGCUCAUGUGUCUGGGUCGCCCAUCAUAGAGGGGAUCUUUGGAAAAGAUUGGUGUAUGAAUCUGUGGAAAGACACAGACCCAUGCAGUCUGGGGGGAGACUCACCAAAGUGCUCUGACUCUGUGGAUACACAAUCCAACCAGAUUACUGUAACUGAAAUCAAAGAGGAGGAUUGUGUGGAGGAAGCUGCCAGCAGCUGCCAGCAGGAAACACUUUGUAAAGAAGAUCAUGAAGAAAGCUCAGCAGAGGAACCAGAGUCAGUCGGUAAAUCGGCCCAUGGCAGCACUUGCAGCCUGUCCUUAGAUCAGGAUGGAGAACAGGUUGUGUGUGCAGGGGGUAUGGAAGAACCAAUCAUGAAGCUGACAUCCAUCAAUGACACAGAGGAGGCCUUCAGCACUCUUAAUAUUCCAAUUGAAGAGGAGGACGAUAUACCUCUCCCUGAAGAGAGUCAGCAAGAGCUUAUGAAAAACACUAAAGGUGGUCGCAGAAACUCUGAAAACAUCCCUGCUGUGGCUGAUGAGUUACUUAAUGACUUCAAUAUGUUUAGUGUACAAACUGCCGGAGUUCAAGACAAGGACAUAUUUACGUGCCAAAUAUGUAACAGGACUUUCUUCCACAAGCGCACUCUAACAAUACACAUGAAGUCCCACAAGUCAAACUUUUGCAAUAUUUGUAAGCAGAAUAUAACUCGCAAAUACAAAUGCAAGUCGCACAUCUGCAUACCUCCGGUUCAACCUAACGGAGACGGUAGAUCAUGUGAGUUCUGUGGGAAGACCUUUGCAACCCCAUCAGCUGUGAGGAUUCACAAUCGAGUCCACACUGGAGAGAAACCACACAGGUGUAGUUUUUGUGGAAAAGGGUUCGCCCAGAAAAACAAUCUGACAACUCACCUACGUGUCCAUACUGGAUAUUAACCGGACUGUAUUAUAAUGUAAUAGUUGGCCAACGAACGAAUAUUCGAAUAGUCGAAUAUUCGGGUACAGCCCUAGUAUGUAGACUUGUAGUAUCUAUAGGAGUCUUUAAAAACAAACAAGUAUUAAGCAAGUCACUGUUUAGUGACAAGUGAAGGAGUUCACUUGAAGAUGGAUGGAUGGACUGUUUAGUUAUUUCUGUUUUUACAAUGAAUGUUCAUUUUAUUAAACUUUUAUUUGACAGAACUUUCCUUUUUAAAAUAUGAAUUAUGUUAUGUCUAAUCUAAACUUCACUUCAACUUGAAUAUUCGGUUUUAUCAGUGGUGUCUUGCCAUUUUUUAUUUCGUACUUUUAUAACCUGAAAAGUACACAUCUGAUGCAGCUCUGAGGCAUGCAGUUAGUGAAAAGGGGGGGUAACCGCAGCAUCCGGACUAAUACCGCUGAUGCACUGGUAGAAAGAACAUAAUUGCGAGGCCUGGUCUCCUGAAAAGCAGGUGCAGCCUACAAACAAGAGCAGGGAGGAGGAGACACAUGUUGGCACAGUCAUGCAUUACAAUCAUAAAGCAGAACAACAAAAACAGUUAGCCAAAAGCAAAGCAGCAUGAGCAGAACACUGAGAACACGCUGUGGUGUCUCAUAGCAACGCGGUGCAAAUCAUUUAUGACUGGAUCAUUUAUUAAUCGCUGUUAAAGCAUAAACAGUUAGAAUGCUUUAGUAAGUUUUGCUUUAACUUUAAUAAAAUGAUCCUGUGAGGAUAAUAAGUUAAUUUGAAGCAGACUCAGUGUCAGGGUUAGGGAAAAAUAGGACCCAAAUGCAGUAAAAGGACUAAAAGGUCAGGUAACAAAAAGCGAGCUUUAUUUUCCUGAAUGACAAAAGAAAACAAGAAACAACUUAACCAAAACCGGGGGAGUACGAGGAAGGAUCAGGACAAAAGACCUCAGGAACAAACAUGGAGCAUGGACAAGAGCAAAGAGACUAACAGGUAUCAUAGACGAGAAACGACGACGAACAGACAUGGAGCACAGGGGAAAACACGACUAAAUACACAGAAGGGUAAUCACGGGACAAGACACAUAUGGGCAGGGGAGGCAGAAACCCAAGGGCAGCAGGUGAACACAAUCAGACACUCCAGGGAAACUAAAGACAGGAAGUAGGACCAGACAAGACACAAGGAGGAAAACAUUUCAAAAUUAAAGGUGGAAAAUGAAAACAACAAUCCAAAACCAUGACACUCAGUCCAGUAUGCAGCUGUGAAAGGGUCUCCAUCCUUUAAUAUCUGAGCAGAGGCCUUUUUCACAGACACAUGUAGUUCAGCUGUCGCUGGACUCCACUCAGGUUUUCACAGAGCUGAAACUCAAUCCCAUCUACAAUCAGAGAGCAGACUACGUUUAGUUUAUUUAAAUCCCAACUCAAAACAUGGUUAGUGAGGAAUCAGCUCUGAAACACUGACACAAUCUUCUGCUCCUUACAACCCAAUGUCUGUGUUUUAACAUGUUCUUUUGUUUUGUUUAUUUGUUUUGUUUUAUUGUUCUGUCUUUUUAUUUAAGUAUUCCAGUAAUGUAUGUUGCAUGUUUUAAUUUGAUUGUAUUUACUUGUUUAAAGUAAAUGUGUUUUAGGUUGACUUAUAAUAUCUGUCCAGGGACAACAGAUGAAAAAUAGCCUCUUGGCUAACCUCUGGCACAUUUACAGGAAUGUUAAUUAAUGUGCACUGUCCUGUCCCUGUUAAACAAAUGAAUAAAUAAAUAAAAAUAA